Molecule: messenger RNA, 4680 nt
Organism: Polyodon spathula (Mississippi paddlefish)
Lineage: Eukaryota; Metazoa; Chordata; Actinopteri; Acipenseriformes; Polyodontidae
Product: C3 and PZP-like alpha-2-macroglobulin domain-containing protein 8
Exons: 32
Coding region: 1-4467 (1488 amino acids)
Cellular component (GO): extracellular region
Molecular function (GO): endopeptidase inhibitor activity; protein binding
Source: RefSeq, a predicted model, not a curated record
AUGCGAAAGGGCAAAGGGCCGAUCAAGGGGGCGCUGCAGUGGUAUGGCAGAAUGGGACCCCAUGCCAGGAAGGAUCUGGAUGAGUUAAAGACUUCUUCAUUUGGGAGAAAUCGAUCAGCUCAGCUCACCUCUGACCUGCUGGUGUCAUGGAGAUUGUCCUGGGGGUCAGCAGCGGCGGUCGCUCACGAGAGAGACGCAGCGAGGGACGAGGAUCACGCUGAGCACAUUCAGCCUGCUAGAGCGGAGCUGACAGUUGUCCGGUGUUGCUGUUGUUUUCAGGUGGGCGUGGAGGCUCAGGUGUCCUUGAAGUCCACGUGCCUGUGUGAUUUUACUCUGCACUACGAGCUCGCCUCCCGGGGCAACAUCGUGCAGUCUGGCUACCAGCCCUCUAACGUCACCCUGCAGAGGAGCAAGCGAGCCACCGUCACCUUCGACAAGAACGUCCGCACCAGCGCCCCCGCAGGACCUGGUGCACCCAAGCCCCCAUCGCCGGCGGAGACAGAUGUCUGCGUGACGAUCCUGCAUUUCCCCGUGACCUACAACAUGGCUCCACUCAGUCGCCUGCUGGUCUACUACGUGAGGGAGAACGGGGAAGGGGUGACUGACAGCAUCCAGCUCCCAGUGCAGCCGGCUUACGAGAACCAGGUGUCUGUGUCCCUGUCCUCUAACGAGUCCAUGCCCGGGGACGUGGUUAACAUGCGGGUCAGAGCGGAGAGGGGUUCCUGUGUGUGCUUGGCAGCCGUCGAUAAGAGCCUGUAUCUGCUGAAGCCAGGCUUCCAGCUCACUACCGACAAGAUUUUUCGGGACCUGGCGGACUUCGACGUUUCGGACGCCUUCGGGGUACCCAAGGACGAUGGUCACUUCUGGUGGCCGGGGCUGUCGUCACGCCGACGGAGACGUUCCUCGGUUUUCCCCUGGCACUGGGAUAUCACCAAGGAUGCCGGCUUCGCCUUCACUGAGACGGGCCUGGUGGUGAUGACAGACACGGUGAGUCUGAAUCACCGGCAGAAUGGGGGCAUGUACACGAACGAGGCCGUGCCCGCCUUCCAGCCACACACCGGGACCCUGGUGGGGGCCAUGCACUCCCGCGCCGUGCCAAGGGCUGAGAAACGGAGAAGAACCUUCUUCCCAGAGACCUGGAUUUGGCAGUGUCUCAACGUCAGUGACAUCACCGGAGAGGGCGAGCUGCGGCUGGAGGUUCCGGACUCUAUCACCACCUGGAUCACGGAAGCUGUCGGCUUGUCUGAUGGGAAGGGGCUGGGCCUGGCUGCGCAAACGGAGCUGCGUGCAUUCAAACCGUUCUUUGUGGACUUCGCCCUGCCCUACAGCGUGAUCCGCGGGGAGCAGAGCAAGAUCCUGCUGACUGUGUACAACUACCUGCCAGUGUGCGCGGAGGUCCAUGUCAAGAUCUCAGUUCCCAAAGGGAUCAAGUUCGUAGGUCACCCUGGCAGGUACCACCUGACCCGGAAGAAGUGCGUGCCGCCCAGAGAAGCCCAUCCCACCUCCAUCGUCCUGUCCUUCAGUGAGCUGGGACUGGCCAACAUCACAGCACGAGCGUUUGCCUACAGUGAGGUGGGCUGCUGUGAGGAGGGGGCGCAGUCUCCCCUUAAGAAUGGGAAGCACCUGGAGGACAGCGAGCUGGACAGAAGGACCGCGGUGGGCAUGGACUCCGUGCGGCGGAGCAUCCUGGUGCAGCCGGAAGGUCUGCCGAGAGACUAUACCUACAGUGUGUUCUUCUGUCCUAAUGAGAAAAUCCACAUCUCCACUCCCAACAAGUACGAGUACCAGUAUGUGAAGAAGCCGGCGCGAAUGACACACUUCGACGUGGCGGUGAAGGCUCACAACGAUGCGCACCUGGCGCUGUCCUCGGGGCCGCAUGACACGGCCGGGAUGGUGGAGAUCGUGAUCGGGGGCCGCCAGAACUCCCGCACCUGGGUGUCGGCCAGCAAGAUGGGUGAGCCGCUCGCCAGCGUUGGCACCGAGGGCAUCCUGUCCUGGGACGAAUUCCGCAACUUCUGGGUCAGCUGGAGGAACGGAGUGGUGCAGGUGGGUCACGGGGAGCACCCCUCUAACGAGUCUGUCAUCGUGGAGUGGGCAGGGCUGAAGCUGACGCAGGUGAAGUACGUGGGCUUCUCAACGGGCUGGGGGUCCGUGGGCGAGUUCAAGAUCUGGAGGAAGGAGGACUCGGAUGAGAACCACAACGAGGCGUUCACUCUGGGGGUCCCACACAACGUGGUCCCGGGCAGCGAGCGAGCCUCCGCCUCCAUGAUAGGCGAUGUCAUGGGCCCCACCCUCAAUAACCUGGACAGUCUGCUGCGGCUGCCCUUUGGCUGCGGGGAGCAGAACAUGAUCCACUUCGCUCCCAACGUCUUUGUGCUGAAGUACCUGCAGAAAACCAAGCAGCUCAACCCGGAGGUGGAGAGGGAGGCCACAGACUACCUGGUGCAAGGAUACCAGAGACAGCUGACCUACAAGAGGCAGGACGGCUCAUACAGCGCCUUCGGAGAGAGGGACUCGUCCGGCAGCAUGUGGCUGACUGCGUUUGUCCUCAAGUCCUUCGCUCAGUCCCGCGGCUUCAUCUUUAUCGACCCCAAGGAGCUGAGCGCGGCCAAGGACUGGAUCAUCCAGCACCAGAAAGAGGACGGCUCCUUCCCUGCCGUGGGGCGCAUCCUCAACAAGGACAUCCAGGGAGGGAUCCACGGGAAGAUCUCGCUGACAGCUUAUGUGGUGGCAGCGCUUCUGGAAACCGGGAUAACAUCUGAGGAAGAGAAGACGGCGGUUGCUAAGGCCAAGCACUUCCUGGAGACGAACAUGUACUCCGCUGAUGACCCGUACACCACGGCGCUGAUGGCCUACGCCCUGACGAUCCUCCGCAGCAGCUACGCGCCCGUGGUGCUACGCAAGCUCAACAACAUGGCCAUCACGCAGGAUGGUUUUACUCACUGGAGCCUGACUGGAUCUACAGUGACUGAUGAGGACACCUUCAUGGGCUUCAAUGACGGCCUCUCGCAGUCAGUCGUGUCGGCAGAGGUGGAGAUGACUGCCUAUGCCCUGCUGACCUACACCCUCCUGGGGGAUGUGGCCACAGCCCUGCCCGUGGUCAAGUGGCUUUCGCAGAAGAGGAAUGCCCUGGGGGGCUUUUCAUCCACACAGGACACAUGCGUGGCACUGCAUGCCCUGUCCGAGUAUGCCAUCCUGUCCUUCGUGGGUGGAGUCAACCUCACCAUCUCACUGGCCUCCACGAACCUGGACUUCCAGGAGACCUUUGAGCUCAACAAGGCAAACAAGAAGAUCCUGCAGACUGCCCUGAUCCCCAGUAUUCCUACUGGACUGUUCGUCAGCGCCAAGGGGGAAGGGUGCUGUCUGAUGCAGAUCGACGUGUCAUACAACGUUCCUGAUCCCGUGGCCAAGCCGGCGUUCCAGCUCACUGUGACCCUGAAGGAGCCCAAACCGGGGCGACACCACCCCCAGCAGCAACGCCCCCCCGCUGCACGCCCCAAAUCCCGCGCUGAUAACCGCUCGGAGCUGAGCCGCCGGCGUCGGGCUGCCACGGACGAUGAAGACCCCGCUGCAGACCAGGACCACCAACAGUACCAGGUCAGCCUGGAGGCCUGUGCCAGGUGGCUGCACGCUGGGUCCUCCAACAUGGCUGUGCUCGAGGUGCCACUGCUGUCCGGUUUCAGAGCAGGCUUGGAGAGCCUGGAGAAGCUUCUCCUGGACAAGAAGAUCGGACUGAAGAGAUACGAGGUGGACGGCAGGAAGGUUCUGUUUUACUUUGACGAGAUCCCCAGCCAGUGCAGGACCUGUGUGAAGUUCCAAGCGUAUCGGGAGUACAUUGUUGGGAAAACCGCUCCUGUGCCCGUCAAGGUGUAUGACUACUACGAACCAGCAUUCGAGGCCACACGCUUCUACAACGUGAGCGAGCACAGCCCGCUGGCAAGGGAGCUGUGUGACGGAACCACGUGCAACGAGGUGGAGAGUUCAGCCAACCAAUGGAUCGGCUUCUCGCAGUCCAGCCAGUGUAACAAUGUCUUCAGCUGCCUGGAGGAGGAACACUUCGAGCAGUGCACCUGCUACCGGGACUGCGGCUACGAUGGUGAGCCCGUCUGCGCCUCUGACGCUGUCGUCUACCAGAACCAGUGCCAGAUGGAGGUGGCAGCCUGUCGCAACAGCACCCGCAUCAAGCAAGUGCCCAUGUCCCACUGCCCCUCACUGGAGAAUCUGCCUGAAGAAAAGGAGCUGGCAGUCGAAGAGCUACAGAACCUCCCUCCAGUGCAGCCAGGAGAGGAGGAGCCCGAGCCCCAGGCGGAGGUCUCGUAUUACUCUUACGAGUACGACAGCGACCCCUACGUGUCGGAGGGGGAAGAUGACGCCGUCGAUCUGGGGGGCGAGGUGGUGAGGGAGUCAGACAGGACGCAGGAGGGCGAGCUGCACUUGCUGGAGAUGGAGGACACCGCCACACAGUGAAUAUCCCCUUGGAAUUAACAUGAAAAAAGGAGGUGAAUACAUUGUACAUUGUUUGUUAAUACAUUGAACUGACUCGACUGAAAUAAAGAAGAGGACCGUUGCUGUGAACCAGAGAGCAAGCGAGCAAGUAGCUGAGGACUGUCUCUGUCUGUCUGUCUGUCUGUGUCUUUUUUAUAUGCAUUCUCAUUCACAAUAAAUAGAAAAACGAUCGCC